AUGAACGUCAAUAUAAGCGUGGCGACAGCGGGAGAUCAUUCCAGCGUUCCUACAAAAGAAAACGCCAUAACUAUAUUAUCGAAAGCUUUGGUCAACAUCGAUUCCAACAAAUUCGCCUCCUUUUUUGCUCAUCCAGGAACACCCGACGUAGAAACUUUGAAACGCGUCGCGUAUUUAUUUCCGCAUCCCUAUUCAGAAAUGAUGGAAAACGUGGCUUUACAUAGAAACACAUUAGAAAAUAUGAUAAAGCACAAUGAAAUGAUAGACGCUCUCACUAGAACAACCGCUGCCGGAACGCUUUUCAAAGGUGGACUCAAAUACAACGUAGUACCCAAUUACGCGGAAGCCAACCUCAAUCUCCGCGUUCACCCCUUGCAAGAUCCAGAAGAAGUUUUAAAAUAUGUCGAUCAAAUAAUAAAUGACCAAAGGGUAAAAGUAGAUCUUAAUAACAUGGCUCCAAGAAGCCCCAUAUCUGAUUACGACACCGAUGCUUUCAGAAUAAUAGAAUGGAUAAUUCUAAAAAUGUUCAAUAACACUGUAGUUGUACCAGCGAUCUUAGCCGCUGGCACAGACUCCAAACAUUUUUCCAGAAUCGUCGAUAAUGUAUACAGAUUCUCCCCUCUGAAAAUGAAUAUGGAUGACAUACCGAGGGUACACGGUGUUAACGAAAGAACUUCCGUCGCGGAUUUUUACAAUUGCGUCUUGUUUUAUUACAAUAUGAUUGGAAAGAUUUCCGGUUUCAAGGAAGAAGGAAAAACGUUUUUAAAGGUGGCGGAUAAAAGCGUGAAAAUAAUUUCAAAGGAAGCGGAUAAAAAAGGGAAAAAAAUAAUCAAACCAAAAAUUAUAUUUUAA
Molecule: messenger RNA, 852 nt
Organism: Gordionus sp. m RMFG-2023
Lineage: Eukaryota; Metazoa; Nematomorpha; Gordioida; Chordodea; Parachordodidae
Product: N-fatty-acyl-amino acid synthase/hydrolase PM20D1.2-like
Exons: 4
Coding region: 1-852 (283 amino acids)
Molecular function (GO): hydrolase activity
Source: RefSeq, a predicted model, not a curated record